ACGAAUCAAACUUCAAAAUUACACACAUAAACUACAAUAGUCGAAUGUUAAUGUUUUAAUGCUCAGGCGAGUUUUAUUCUUUUUUUCAGGUUAAUUGACAUGAAGCUUCAUAUUGUGUCACUAAUAUUCAUUUGUUUCAAUAUCGAAGUUGCUUUUUCAAGACCACAGCCGCACAUUAUAUUUAUUUUUAUUGAUGAUUUGGGAUGGAAUGAUGUUAGUUUUCAUGGAUCAAAACAGUUACCUACUCCAAAUAUUGAUGCCCUUGCAAAUGAUGGUAUAAUUUUAAACAAUCAUUACUCACAACCAAUAUGCACCCCAUCAAGAGGAAGUCUCAUGACAGGAAAAUAUCCUUUACGUUUAGGGCUCCAACAUGGUGUAAUCACAGCAACAGCUCCUUGGGGUCUUUCUCCUAAAGAAAAAAUCCUGCCUGAAUAUUUACAAGAUCUUGGAUACUCCACAUAUGGAGUUGGAAAGUGGCAUUUAGGAUUUUUUCAAGAAAACUAUCUUCCCAUGAACCGAGGGUUCGAUUCCUUCUUUGGAUAUUGGAAUGGUAAAGAGGACUAUUUUACUCAUUGGGCAGAAGGGCAAAAGGCUCAUGGGUUAGAUUUGCAUGACAAUGAUAUCAAUGCCUGGAAUUAUACUAUGGUAUAUGCUACGGAAUUAUUUACUGAUAAAGCUAUAUCUAAAAUUCUGAAUCACAAUACGUCUAAGCCAUUGUUUUUAUAUUUAUCUCAUUUAGCUGUUCACACUGGUAAUUCGUACGGUAUUUUCCAAGCUCCUCAAGAACACAUCAAUAGAUUCCCUCACAUAAAGGAUCGAAAAAGAAGAGCUUUUGCUGCUAUGUCAUCAGCUUUAGAUGAUUCAAUCGGCGAUCUUUUCGAAAGUCUACAUAAGGCUAGAAUACUGCAUAAUAGUCUUAUAGUCUUCACUACUGACAAUGGUGGAGCAGUGGAAGGUAUUGAUAAAAGUACAGGAUCCAAUUGGCCUCUUAGGGGAAGUAAAUACAGUUUGUGGGAAGGUGGGGUGAGAACUGUUGCCUUUGUAUGGAGCCUCAUGUUACGUAAGAAAAAAAUCCGUAGGAAUCUGAUGCAUAUAAGUGACUGGCUUCCUACACUCUACUCAAUAGCAGGUGGAGAUGAAAAAGAUCUUGGAAAAAUUGACGGAUAUAACCAGUGGAAAUCAAUUUGCUGCAAUGAAAGAAGUCCUCGUCAAUCAAUUGUACUUAAUAUUGAUCCAAUAUUGAAGACUGAAUCAAUUCGAUUGCAAAAUUACAAAUUAGUGAAAGGUAGCAAUUUCCGUGGUCGCAUGGAUGGUUGGUUUGAUAAAGAGGGUAAAAAUAAAGAAAAUAUUCCUUUUACAGAUCAAGAACUCCAAGAACAAUUAAAAGUGUAUAAAGAACUAAAGGCGAAAUCCAAAGUAGUCUCCAUUUUACGUAAAAUAAGUAAACCAAACAGAAAGCAUCGUAGAUUCGAUGAUGAAGAGGGGAAUGAUCUGAAAUCUGUGAGAAGAUCUACGAAAUACGGGAACAAGUCUGAAAUAUUAAUCGAAGCUUACGAACCUGCUGAACAUGUCGAACCUUAUAAAUCACUGAUCGUAGAAUGUGGAGAAAGACCUUUAAAUAUUUCAACUAACUGUGAACCCGCGAAAGCUGCUUGUCUUUUUGAUAUCAGUGCAGAUCCUUGUGAAUAUAAUAAUUUGGCAGAUAUCAAACCAAAGAUUGUUAAGAGACUUGAAUGGGAACUGGACAAGUACAGAGAUAAAGCUGUUCACAUAAGAAAUAAAAAACACGACCCGUUUGCGAAUCCUAAGUAUCAUGGAUAUGCUUGGAGUCCGUGGAAGAAAACAGACGAUUCUGAUUGGGAAUAG
This is a messenger RNA of Parasteatoda tepidariorum (common house spider), 1866 nucleotides long. Its product is annotated as arylsulfatase B. The record is from RefSeq and is a predicted model, not a curated record. Gene Ontology annotation, molecular function: sulfuric ester hydrolase activity. NCBI's taxonomy places the organism in Eukaryota, Metazoa, Arthropoda, Arachnida, Araneae, Theridiidae.